CUGAUGCAACAACUUCUAACCUUCCUAUGACUACUACUAGCAAUAAGUUUAGCAAACAAUCAUCUAUGAGUUUUCCCCAAGUCAUUGUUGACUCUUCUUCUUCCACUGUUCUUUAUGAUGAAAAUCCAGAUUAA
Cetraspora pellucida is the source of this 134-nucleotide messenger RNA. Lineage: Eukaryota; Fungi; Glomeromycota; Glomeromycetes; Diversisporales; Gigasporaceae. The record is from the annotation of a GenBank genome assembly.